AUGUCUGCAGCGAUGUUUGAACUGGAUAAUCUUUCUCCUGGAAGCUCCAGACAGGAGCAUGUUUCCAACUCAGAUUUUACUUUAACCUGUUUGACUGAACUCUCUAGUGAUUCCAGUCAAUUGGAACUUCAGCACUCCAAUUCUGUUCCCGAUGGCUUGCAGAAGUUGUGCUUAUCUCAUCAUGGGCUUGAGAAAAGUGCGUGGGCUGCCGAAGGCAAAUACCAGCAGGGUAUGAAUAUAAGCAAGAGUGAGAUGGUGAAAGAAACUUCAUUAAAACCAUCUCGGAGAUCCCUGCCUUGCCUUGCCCAAAGCUACACAUACUCACAGAGCUUGAGCCAAUCUACCUCACUCUUCCAGUCAAAUGAGAGUGAAUCUCAGGCUCCCACUUCUGUAACCACAGUCUCCAUUGACAAAGCAGCACAAGUUAACGCUGAGGAGAAUAAAAAAGACUCUGUGCUCAACUGUUCUUUCACGGACCUCAGUGAUUUUUGCUUGGCCCUAGAAAAAGAUAAGGAUUACACAGAUGAAUCAGAACACGCUAAUUAUGACCGAUCUCGGCUCAUUAGAGACUCUGUUUGCAAAGAUAAACCUGAACCCAAGCCAAAAUCAUUGCCUAAGAAUGACAUGAAUUACAUAGCAUCCAGUGGUCUUCUAUUCAAAGAUGGCAAAAAGCGAAUUGAUUACAUCCUGGUUUAUAGAAAGUCAAAUAUACAAUAUGACAGGAGAAACACCUUUGAAAAGAACCUCAGAGCAGAAGGCUUGAUGUUGGAAAAGGAGCCAGCUGUUGCAAACACUGAUAUCAUGUUUAUUAAAAUUCACAUUCCAUGGGACACGCUGUGCAAGUAUGCGGAGAGGCUGAAUAUCAGGAUGCCCUUCAGGAAAAAAUGCUAUUUCACUGACCGGAGGAGCAAAUCCAUGGGCAGGAUGAAAAAAAAUUUGAAAAAAAUCAUGAAGUGGAUGCCCCAAAACCCAAUGGCUCUCGACAAGUCAGCUUUUCCAGACCUGGAGGAAUUAGAAUGCUACACUGGCCCCUUCAGCCGUGCACGGAUUCACCACUUCAUAAUAAACAAUAAGGACACCUUCUUCAGCAAUGCUACUCGAAGCAGAAUAGUCUAUCAUAUGCUGCAGCGCACCAAAUAUGAAAAUGGCAUAUCAAAAGUGGGUAUCUGUAAACUUAUAAACAAUGGUGCAUAUGAAGCAGCGUUUCCCCCACACGAGGGAGCCUACAAGAGUAGACAGCCCAUCAAAACCCAUGGACCUCAGAAUAACAGACAUCUAUUAUAUGAGCGCUGGGCACGCUGGGGAAUGUGGUAUAAGCAUCAGCCCCUGGAUUUAAUCAGGCGAUACUUUGGUGAGAAGAUUGGGCUUUACUUUGCUUGGCUAGGAUGGUAUACUGGAAUGUUAAUUCCUGCAGCAAUUGUUGGCUUGUGUGUUUUCUUCUAUGGACUGUUUACAAUGAACGGAAGUCAAGUAAGCCAAGAAAUUUGUGCGGCUGCUGAAGUCUUCAUGUGCCCUCUCUGUGACAAGAACUGCUCCCUGCAGAGACUCAAUGACAGCUGUAUCUAUGCCAAGGUGACAUAUUUGUUCGAUAAUGGAGGGACAGUCUUCUUUGCUAUUUUUAUGGCAAUAUGGGCCACAGUCUUCCUAGAGUUUUGGAAAAGGAGAAGAAGUAUACUAACGUAUGCCUGGGACCUGAUUGAAUGGGAAGAGGAGGAGGAAACACUUCGCCCCCAGUUUGAAGCAAAGUAUUACACGAUGGAGAGAGUGAAUCCCAUCACAGGAAAACCUGAGCCACAUCAGCCCUUCUCAGACAAAAUUACUCGUCUUCUUGUCUCUGUCUCAGGGAUAUUUUUCAUGAUUUCUCUGGUGAUCACUGCAGUGUUUGCAGUGGUGGUGUAUCGCCUGGUCGUCAUGGAACAGUUCGCAUCAUUCAAGUGGAGUUUCAUCAAACAGCAUUGGCAGUUUGCAACAUCUGCUGCUGGUGUCUGUAUUAAUUUUGUAAUUAUCAUGAUGCUGAAUGUUGCUUAUGAAAAAAUUGCUUACCUUCUCACUAAUUUAGAAUAUCCUCGAACAGAAUCUGAAUGGGAAAACAGCUUUGCUCUGAAGAUGUUCCUCUUCCAGUUUGUCAAUUUAAACAGUUCUAUCUUCUAUAUUGCUUUCUUUUUGGGGAGAUUUGUAGGCCACCCAGGAAAUUACAAUAAACUUUUUAACCGGUGGAGACUGGAGGAAUGUCAUCCAAGUGGCUGUUUGAUAGACCUCUGCCUCCAGAUGGGUGUUAUCAUGUUUUUGAAGCAAAUAUGGAAUAACUUCAUGGAACUGGGAUACCCGCUGAUCCAGAACUGGUGGUCAAGACAUAAAAUCAAGCGAGGAAUACAUGAUGCAUCUUUGCCUCAGUGGGAAAAUGAUUGGAAUCUACAGCCCAUGAAUAUUCACGGACUGAUGGAUGAGUACUUAGAAAUGGUUUUGCAGUUUGGUUUUACCACCAUUUUUGUUGCGGCUUUUCCUCUGGCCCCUCUGUUGGCGUUGUUAAACAAUAUCAUUGAAAUCAGGCUGGAUGCGUACAAAUUUGUCACCCAGUGGCGGAGGCCUCUGCCAGCCCGAGCAACUGAUAUUGGUAUCUGGUAUGGAAUUCUUGAAGGAAUCGGUAUACUGGCUGUGAUCACCAAUGCGUUUGUAAUUGCUAUUACAUCUGACUACAUCCCUCGUUUAGUCUAUGAGUACAAAUAUGGCCCCUGUGCAGAUCAAUUAGAGAACGGUGACAAUUGCUUAAAGGGAUAUGUCAACAAUAGCCUAUCCUUCUUUGACCUGAGUGAGCUUGGUAUUGGAAAAUCUGGUUACUGCAGGUACCGAGACUAUAGAGGUCCCCCUUGGAGUUCCAAACCCUAUGAGUUCACCUUACAAUAUUGGCAUAUCCUCGCCGCCCGAUUGGCCUUCAUUAUCGUGUUUGAGCACCUGGUUUUUGGGAUCAAGUCUUUCAUCGCGUUUCUGAUUCCAGACGUACCACAGGAUCUAUAUGACCGAAUUAGACGGGAGAAGUACUUAGUCCAAGAAAUGAUGUAUGAGGCUGAACUAGAACAUCUGCAACAACAGCGGAAGAAAUGUGGUCAGCCUGUCCACCAUGAAUGGCCUUAGUUGAAACCUGUUACCCAGUAGAGGCGGUACCACUAGUGGGAAGGAGUGAUCAACUUCAAAUUCUUGGUGGGAUCUAGAAGGAAAGUGUACAUGGCAAACUGUGUGUAUAAUAUGCUACUUGGAAAUGCGUCACAUCCUUCUCUGAGAUUUGGAAUAUCUGGCUUCUAAGGAAAAAAAGAUGACUUAUAACCUUAAAAAAUGGUUAGAUUCUGCUGCAGGAGGCCAGGAU
This is a messenger RNA of Trichechus manatus latirostris (Florida manatee), 3361 nucleotides long. RefSeq names its product anoctamin 3 (gene ANO3). The transcript is spliced from 29 exons. Lineage: Eukaryota; Metazoa; Chordata; Mammalia; Sirenia; Trichechidae. Gene Ontology annotation, cellular component: plasma membrane. Gene Ontology annotation, molecular function: protein dimerization activity; chloride channel activity. Gene Ontology annotation, biological process: chloride transmembrane transport. Bases 1 to 3132 code for a protein of 1043 amino acids. The record is from RefSeq and is a predicted model, not a curated record.